This is a messenger RNA of Magallana angulata, 2740 nucleotides long. Its product is annotated as neuronal membrane glycoprotein M6-b-like. Gene Ontology annotation, biological process: neuron projection development. Bases 464 to 1336 code for a protein of 290 amino acids. Lineage: Eukaryota; Metazoa; Mollusca; Bivalvia; Ostreida; Ostreidae. Gene Ontology annotation, cellular component: plasma membrane. The transcript has 8 exons. The record is from RefSeq and is a predicted model, not a curated record.
CCAGUCAACCAUAUCGGGUCGAUAAACCGUGCUGGUGUCAAUCAUUGCAAGUUUCUGCUCCAGUGGGAAUUACGGUGUUUUGAAUAAAACUGUGUAUUGGAUUUUAGGCCGUUGCUGCAAGUAAAGUUGGUACAAACAUUGGUACGGGAUCCGCUUCCACAGUUGUUCACAGGCGGCUUGGCUUUAUACUGUGUUUUAACUGAUAUAUUAUUAAUGCUCGCUCUGUGUUCGUCCGACGUUGAAUAUUAAGAAUUAUCGGCUGUGUUUAAAAGAAUAUAAGCGCCUGUUGCAUCGCAGGAAAGCAGGGGUAAUGUGGAGAAGGGGAUUUGACGUUAUGCUGUCUGACCUAGCAUCUCUCUUCAUUCUCUGAUUAACGAAUCGCACGCUGUAGUAAAUACCUUUGGUGUGUAAACAAAUAAACUCUAGGAGAUUUUUUGGAGUGUGUUGGAUUUGUUUGGAAAACAUGGAACAGGAAGGACCGUGGGAAACGAUGAGAGCCGAGCAGGAAAACGGCGAGCUGUUGUCCGAGGAUGAGCGAAUGGAAGCGUCCAAGGAGUUCCGAGAGGAAGAACCGCAAGGCAACGUGAAAGAAGUCUGGAUUUCCAUGUCCGACGGCUCUCGGAGUGAGAAGUGCAGCGAUCGGUUCCUACACUGUCUGUCACAGGUGCCAUGUGGUUCACUCAUAGCCUGGAUUAUCCUGCUGGUGGGACUCGGCGGAUUAACGGGCGGACUUCUGAUUGGCGCCCAGAAAACACGUGACAUGCUCGAUAAUGACCAGUUCCUGUGGUUCAUGGAGUACACUCUGAUCGGGGUGGUGGUCAGUAUGUUUGUGAUCGGCACCCUCCUCCUCUGUGUGGGUCACGUGUCCACAGAGCCCACUAGUCGCCACAUGUUCCAAACUACCAAGAAAAACAUGUGCGCGCAGGGACUCAACGUUUUCCUGAUGGUCUUCUGCUACCUCCUGGGUUUCUCCUGGAUCGUAGCCUCGGUGGUACUGGCCGUCCCGGUCUACCUUCUCUCUCUCCUGUAUUUCGCUGAUUUCACAGUCACAAAAAAUGGCGUAGAUACAAAAUGCAUCUAUCUAGUCCAUUAUGGUUUGGAUAAGCAAGAUUUUUGUGGCGCCGAUUUCCAGAACUUUGAGCGUGAGGGGAAGCAGUUGAUCAUCAGUUACAUAGCAGCUCUCGCCUCAUCCAUCCUGAUAGCUAUAAGCUUGAUCCACUAUAUGAUUGUCAUCAGUGCUAAUCUUGCCAACCUAAGAAACUCUCGCAUAGCCACCCUCAAUGCUUAUGAUGAUGAAAUGGCAAAUUCAAAGCUUGUUGCCGAUACCACCAUGUAAGCACUGAACAAGCGUUUACAUGACCAUAUAAUAUGGCAGCUGUGACAUCAUCGGGUGGAAGGUUUUCCAAAAACGGUUCCGGUACUGCUGAAAACUGCGAUAUGAAAAAAAUGAUUGAAUAUAAUUCCUUUUCCACAGAUUAUGAGAUUAUACUUUAGCUGUCGUUGUGAAGUUGUGAAGGGGGAGCUAUGUCUGGUCAUAAAAGGUUGUUAGAUAAACCGAUACACCUUGAUGCUAUGUAUUUAGGACACAGCCUUAAGAACAGAGGAAAUACGGGCAGCAACAUAGUUUCCUCUUGUAUUUGUAUAUUUUUAAACAUUCGCUUUAUAUGGAAAUGUGCAAUACAUAGUUUAAUUAUAGAAGUAUAUAUACAUAUAUAUCUGUAAAGUACUGUACGUUAAAAUUGUUGUACUUGCUUAGUAGGUAGCACCAUCUCAUAAGCUAGUGAAUAUAUUGCAUAAUUUCUAAUUAUAGUACAAACGCAGAGUGUGAUGCAUUUGCAUGUGGAACAGCUUCUUUUAUCCAGAAAAGGGGCCAAUAUUUUAUAAUAAAUCCCACAGAAAAACCGCGUUUAAUUUUCAUAUUAUGUAUUUUGUGUAUAUUUUGUUACUUGAAAUCAAGGGAGACAAUUGUGUUUUUAUCUUUGUAAUAGCUUUGUGAAUUAUUAACAAAUAGUCUAAAAGUUAUUGUUAUGAAAAAUGUCUUCGUUUAAUUUAUUACCUGAAUAAUUGGUAUACCCUGUAUAUGGAAACGAAUCUCGAUGAAUGCAUGCAAUAUCAUAUCCCACCUAGUAUUAAGAUUAAAUUUAGAAUAUAAUAAUUUCCGAAAAUAUGUUUUUAUGACACUACACAAUUUUUUCUCAAAAUUAAAACUUAACCAAAUCACCUCUAUAUGACACCAAAUGACCUCCAACAAAGUAUUGAAGGACGUUUGUCUCACAAACAAAUCACACGACACAAAAGAGAUUUCAAGGAAAGUUUGUUUCAUUAUCUUUAAUUCUAAUUAACUGUUUCCACUGAUUGUCAGGUUCCGAAAAAAACUCUGGUAAAAAGCAGAAUGUCUUUGUUAUUGAUUGUUUCAAUUCUAGUGUUACUUGUUGUCCAAGAAUGACAUUUAUUAAGUCUGUCACAGUUGUCAUUGUGCCUGAUAGUGUCUUUGUAUUCGGAAACAAAGCCUUUUUAUUUAAAAAAAAUGUUUGUUGAAUGAAGGAAUACAUCAAUGUACAGGUAAAAAUAUUGCUCUUAUUUAUUGCGAAGAAACGUAUAUAUUUUAUUAAUAGUCAGACUUGAAAUAUGUUACAAUGUUAAAAAAGAGGUUGUCCAUUUAUGAAUGUUUUAUUUAAAACGUUUGAGAUUUGUAUAUGUAAAACGUAGUUGGUAUUUUAUUAAAUGUUAAGAAACUUGA